AUGUGUCCUGCUGACCACGGAGACGACAAUGAUAUUCUGGACCCAUCAUAUCCCGGCGAGGAUACCAGGCCUACCUCCACACGAGAACUCCUAGGCUUCUACACUUACUCUUUUGCCGCAGAGGUCUUCGUAGUAUGCGGCUUGGGAGCCUUCAUUCCUAUCACGCUAGAGGACCUGGCCCGAGCGAGUCCGAGCGCGGUACUGGCGAGCGAUCAUUCGAAAUCAUGCAAACCCCAUGGAAUCGAAGGACCUUCUCCCAUCUGGUACACUUCUGGAGGGGAUACAAGUCACCGCAAAGGUGCGCAAUGUGUCUUCCGUGUGCUUGGUCUUGAGGUCAACACGGCAUCAUUCGCCAUGUACACCUUCUCCAUCAGCGUUCUGAUUCAGGCUUUGGUUGUCGUUACUAUGUCUGGAGCGGCGGACCAUGGCAAGUUCCGGAAAUCGCUUAUGAUUGGAUUCGCUGUUGUGGGUGCUGCCGCCACGAUGUCAUUCUUGCCGGUCACACCAAAAGUCUACCUGCUUGGUAGUCUAUGGGCCAUCAUUGGAAACGUCUGCUUUGGGGCCAGCUUUGUUUUGUUAAACUCUUUUUUGCCCUUGCUGGUGCGAUGGCAUCCAGAUGUCAGACAACAAGGGCGCAAUACCGAUGAUCAGGAAUACGAUGAGCAAAUUGACCAAGAUAGCCCACCGACAGCUCGUCAACAAGCCGAUGAAACAACACCGCUUGUUGCUACCGACGGCGAGACGUCGCCUUAUCCUCCUUCACACGCAGCUCCGUCUAUCGAGAUGCAGCUUUCGACGAAGAUCUCAUCCUACGGAGUAGGUAUAGGGUACCUCGCCUCUGUCAUCGUUCAAAUAUUUUCAGUGUUCCUAUUACAAUCGACAGGCGGCAGUCUCUUCUCGCUGCGGCUAGUUCUUUUCAUGAUCGGAGGCUGGUGGCUGGCAUUCACAGUUCCGGCAGCAUUUCUACUUCGAUCUCGCCCAGGACCUCCGUUAUCCACCACCAAAAACCGCACGUGGAUCGGCUACCUCACCUACUCGUGGAAGAACCUUGGCAAGACAGUGCUUCGGGCACGCCGUCUGAAAGAUGUCAUGCUCUUCCUCGCAGCAUGGUUCAUGAUCAGCGAUGCGAUUGCUACAGUCUCGGGCACGGCAAUUCUCUUCGCCAAAACCACCCUUGGCAUGGGAUCCUCCGCUUUGGCUCUCAUCAACGUCAUCGUUACCAUCUCUGGCAUCGUGGGAGCGCUCACCUGGUCCAAAAUUUCUCGAGCAAUGCGAUGGAAACCUUCUCAGACGAUCUUGACAUGCAUCUGCAUCUUUGAGCUCAUCCCCCUCUACGGUCUGAUCGGCUACAUCCCUGCCGUCCAGCGUUCGGGCUCAUUUGGUCUGCAAAAUCCCUGGGAGAUGUACCCCCUAGGCGCAGUCUACGGCCUCGUCCUCGGUGGUCUCAGCUCCUAUUGCAGAAGUCUCUUCGGCGAGCUCAUCCCUCCCGGUAGCGAGGCGGCUUUCUAUGCGCUCUACGCCAUCACCGACAAAGGGAGCAGUGUGUUCGGCCCAGCUAUCGUCGGUGCUAUCACUGAUGCCACUGGAGAUAUACGACCUGCAUUCUGGUUUCUUGCCGUGUUGAUUGGCCUGCCAAUACCAUUGAUGUUUGCAGUGGACGUCGAGAGAGGGAAGCGCGAGGGCGCUAAGUUGGCGACGGAGACGGCGCCGCAGGAUCUUGAUUUGGAUGUACCGGAGGAGGAUGGCCGUGACGCUGGGGCGUAUGAGCAGAGAGUGCACUGGUGUCCUUGA
Zasmidium cellare ATCC 36951 is the source of this 1791-nucleotide messenger RNA. RefSeq lists its product as uncharacterized. The record is from RefSeq and is a predicted model, not a curated record. NCBI's taxonomy places the organism in Eukaryota, Fungi, Ascomycota, Dothideomycetes, Mycosphaerellales, Mycosphaerellaceae. The transcript has 2 exons. The coding region runs from base 1 to 1791 and encodes 596 amino acids. Gene Ontology annotation, biological process: amino acid transmembrane export from vacuole.